Aphanomyces astaci is the source of this 249-nucleotide messenger RNA. RefSeq lists its product as hypothetical. The coding region runs from base 1 to 249 and encodes 82 amino acids. The record is from RefSeq and is a predicted model, not a curated record. NCBI's taxonomy places the organism in Eukaryota, Oomycota, Saprolegniomycetes, Saprolegniales, Verrucalvaceae. The transcript has a single exon.
AUGACGAACUUUACCCGGCGUGAGUUUGACGUGCUCUGGGCCGUGGCGGAGCUCCCACACAAGGCACGUUGGAACGACGGCCGCGGGUCCAAAUCGAAGACAACACCAAUGGACUCCCUCUUCAUGACAUUGACAGUGCUCAAGCACUACGACAAUUGGGAGAAGCACGCGUUGGACUUUGGGUUCAAAGCCCCCACGUUCCAAAAGCUGAUUCUCCGAGUUGUCGAAGUGGUGAUGCCUGUCUUUUAA